Messenger RNA from Varanus komodoensis (Komodo dragon), 646 nucleotides. Its product is annotated as lipocalin-like. The record is from RefSeq and is a predicted model, not a curated record. Gene Ontology annotation, molecular function: small molecule binding. NCBI's taxonomy places the organism in Eukaryota, Metazoa, Chordata, Lepidosauria, Squamata, Varanidae. The transcript is spliced from 7 exons. Bases 1 to 573 code for a protein of 190 amino acids.
AUGAAGGGGCUCCUCUGCAUCUUCCUGGCUCUGGCCCUCGGCGGCCUGGUCCGGCCCCAGUCGGACUUCCAGCUGGAACAGCCAGGCCGCUGCAGCCCCGUCUUGUUCACGCAGUUCUCAGGGGGAUGGUACAGCAUCGGCUUGGCCUCGGAUGCUCCCUGGUUCCAGGAGAAGAAGGCCGUGAUGAAGAUGAGCACCGUGGUGGUGGCCCCCACCGGAGACGGGAAUCUGGAGGUCACCUACACCUACCCCAGGCAGGACCAGUGCGAGACCCGGAAGAGCUCUUUCCUCCGGACGGAGCAGCCCGGCCUCUUCAGCUACACCAGCCCACGAUCAGGAAGCGUCCACACCGUGCAGGUGCUGGACAUCAACCGCCAUGAGUACGCACUGCUGCUGGCCAAGACCGCCAAGGGCGCAGGGACUUCCACCAUGGUGACUCUGUACGGGAGGAGCCGGCAGCUGAGGCCUGAGCUGCAGGAGAAGUUCCGGCAGGCAGCCUUGGCGGAGGGUCUCGCCCCGGAGGACGUCCUGAUCCUGCCCCAGACAGAUCAGUGCAUGCCAGAGUCGGUGUAGGUCCCGCGCCGCAGCCCGGGUCGCAUCUCGAGAUGGAAGAAGGACGCUCGGCACCUUGGUCUGCCACCCUGAA